This is a messenger RNA of Marasmius oreades (fairy-ring Marasmius), 951 nucleotides long. RefSeq lists its product as uncharacterized. The transcript has 2 exons. The record is from RefSeq and is a predicted model, not a curated record. The coding region runs from base 1 to 951 and encodes 316 amino acids. NCBI's taxonomy places the organism in Eukaryota, Fungi, Basidiomycota, Agaricomycetes, Agaricales, Marasmiaceae.
AUGCAUCUCAACCGCCUUAAAGCCGCUACAGUCCUUUCCAAGGCACAAUUAGACUGUGUCGUUUAUGGAGGCGAUGCACUCGUUUUCUUCUACGGCCUCCCUGUCUUAUUGACCGACUCCCUUCAACUAAUGGUUCACGAGGCUAAUCUUACCGCUGCGGGAAAAGCCAUUUGCAGCGCCCUUAAUUACAGCCAGGUUGAAGUUGAUGAGGCCCGCGACUUCAAGGAAGUCGCACGUUAUGUUCCACAAGGUUCAACCCCUACCCAUGCAUUCAAAAUUAAUAAGGACACAUUGUUAUUCACACACAACUUCCCAGAACAAGCGUAUGAAAAGUGUGAACCUCUCCGUAUCUAUAUCCAUGCCUCCACUGUUUAUCAUGUCAACAUGAACAACUCUUUGAGAUACUCCUCACAUCCGAAGCUACCAAAGAAUGACUUUCAGUGCGUUUACUUUCUUCGAGAGGAAGCGUACUACGACUCCAUUCUUGACACGAUGUUUAAACCCCCAAGUGGCUCCCGCCAUAUCAAACUCCUCGAAAUUCUAAGAUCCUAUCUUAUGAACCUCAUCUCCUUUACAACUACCCUCUCAGAAGGAAGAAUCUUCGUAGGUCAAGACUUGUAUGCCAAGAAGUCGCGGGAUCCAACUUCUGUGAAGAUACAUCCCUACCUUCUCAAAAGGCUCGCAUGUGUCCGGUUCGACAAUCGCACUUACUUGAUACGGGCUUUUGUCCAUGGUCGUCUCAAUGGGGAGGAAUCGGCACGAGAGCGGUCAGAGCUGCAGGGGUGUCUCAAGCUGCAUGGUUUGGCACAAGGGGCCACCAAGGGGCAGCAACGUGACCCUGCACCAACUUCUGCUGUGAAGAGUCUGACACCCUUUCUUGUUCAACGGCAUGGCGUUCUUGCUGUUGAAUGGCACCCUAUAUCAUGUCCUCCUCCCAACCGGAUCCCUUGA